Messenger RNA from Tetrahymena thermophila SB210, 4299 nucleotides. RefSeq names its product cyclic nucleotide-binding domain protein. NCBI's taxonomy places the organism in Eukaryota, Ciliophora, Oligohymenophorea, Hymenostomatida, Tetrahymenidae. The record is from RefSeq and is a predicted model, not a curated record. The transcript is spliced from 2 exons.
AUGAACGAAAAAGUUAUAAAAAGCAUUUAGGAAUGCCAGAGUUAUAGUGCAGGUGAGACUUUGCCUGAAUAGCCUUUUAGAGAAGUUUUUAAUUACUUAGAGUAAUUAGAUCACUUUAAAAAAAUUAAGAAAUUACCUAACUAUUUCGAGCUGAUGAGACUGUCCAUUAGGUCUCUUAACUUGUAAAUAUUUAAAAGAGGGGAAAUAUUAGUAAGAUAAAGAGAUAGAGGAGAUAAAUUUUUUAUUAUUUUAAGCGGUGAUGUUAAUGUCUACGUUUAGCAUUCAACAUAAACUUUAAAGAAAAUGAAUGCAAUUACUAAAAAAGUUAACCUACUCUAGCAGCAGGAGAAUGUUGUGAAUCAAGAGGCAAUCAAAGAAUUAGAUUAUCAGUUUAGACUCCUAUAAGAUGUUUAAUAAGAAGAUAAAGAAUUACUUUAGUUGACUAACGAUCCUAUGUUCGUAAAAUACUCUUCUUCGCAACUACAGCUUUUGUAAAUUCAACAAAAGCAAGUGUAAAAUAAUUAAAAGAAUGAAUAUAGCAUAUCCCAAGAAGCUUAAAAGUUUUUUUGCAAAAGAGUUAAUCAACUCAAAACUAAUUGCACUUUUGGUGAAUUUUCUCUUGCUAAAUUAGGAUAAAGGACAGCUUCAAUCAUUGCUAAAAGUCAAGAAGUAGUGACUGCCUGGAUUCCUUAUGAAUUAUACAACAUUAUUUUUGAUGUUGAAAUAAAAUUCAGAGAAAACUUUGCUAAAUUUAUUUAGCAAUUUUUUCCUAAAAUAGGAGAUACCUUCGGAGUUUAAAUUGCUUACUUUUUUUAAGAGAAACCUUUGCUGAGAAAUUAGGUUGUUUACAGAGAAGGAGAUCAAGUAAACGAACUCUUUUAUAUCCUUGAAGGAAACAUAACUUUAACUAAGAGAUUACUAUCUUAGGAGAGCUAAGAAAGCUAGUCUUAAGAUUUAACUUAAACAGUUAGAGAGCACUAAAUCUCUCAGUUCAAAAAAAAAUUUGAAGAAAAAACUAUUGUUAUUUUACAAUAAAAUCAAUUCUUUGGGUAUGAAUAAGAGAAUGCGCAACAUUUUUUUACUGCAGUUUGUUCUGCCACAAACACAAAGAUCUAUAAGCUAAAUAAGUAUUUAUUAAACUAGAUAUCUGAUUAUAAUUUUCAUGAUAUCUUGCACAAGAAGUCUUCUGAGAGUAUUAAAAGGUAUAAUGAGCGUAUUAACUUUAUUUCUCAAACAUAGCUAAAUAUUAAUUAAGUUCUUUCUAGUUCCACUAAUAAAUAAAGCUUACCUCCGCAAAAUAAUCCUUUUGUGGAAUAUCAAUUAGAUGAAAAAAACUCUCCCUUAAAUUAAAUUAGCUUACUUCGAAACUCUAUCAAUCAAAUUGCUUUAAAAAAGUAUCAUUUAAAAUCUAAAAGCAUAGUUAGCUUAAAUAAUUCUCCUCAUUAAUCAACAACCUCUUUAUUUUAAUCCCCUUAAUCAAAUGAUAAUAAGUCACUUACUGAAAGGGCUAGUGCUGAAUUUUAAAGAAAGUCUCCCUUACAUUUGUAAAAUUAAAACAUAAUCAACCUUAAACCUAUUGAAAAUAAUUCUUACACAAAUCAUAACUCUUCAAGUGUCGCAAAUAUUUCUACAACAAAUCUAAAUAAUCAUUCAAAUUGCAAUCUAAAAACUGAAGUUGCAGAUGAGUAUGCUCCCAAGUCAGAAAUCUUUGAAUAUGCAGAAACAUUCUCUUAAGUAAAAAAAAGAUUGAAAUUAAACAAGACAAAAAUGUUGAAGAAAGAAUAGCUACCUUAAUUUGGAAAUAUAUCUCAUUUAAAUAAACUGAAAUAGAAACUUUCCAUCUCAAGGCUUUUCUCAUAAAAAGAAGAAAUCCAACAAACACAAAAGUUAUGCUUCCAAUAAUCACUUCCUGAGUUAAGUGAUGAAAAUAUGCUUUUUGGAUAAAAUGAGAAUUUCUCCAUUAGAAACAUUCCAUCCUUGAGAUUUAUUACGGAAUCUCAUGUUUUCUCUAUGAAUCACACAAGUCCAUCUUCUCCAACAACUUUAAAUUCAUAAAACCUUUUGAGAUCCUCAGUUCAUGAAGCUUAAGUUGAAUAAACUCCAUAAUAAAAUGCUUAUCAGAUCAUGUCUAGUAAUACCCAAUAUCCUCCUAUUUAUCAAUAAUUAAACUAUCAAGAGCAAUAAGAAGAGUAAAUAUCUCCAAAGUUAAAUACCAAAUCAAACAACUAGCAACAGUCAUCAUUGCUUAGUACUUAAAAGAUUCCCUUCGAAAAUUCAAUAAAUGUAAGCAGUGUUCCUCGCUAUUCUUUAGAAACAUAAGAUAGCUCAAAUAAUACAAGUGAGAUUAAUAUUUUCAAGAGUGAAAAGCUAUAGCGGGGUUAAUCUCAUUCUAAUUUAGUCUCUUCCCUUAGUAUUUCAACCCCUUUGCAAUUAAGCAACAAAUAAAGCCCUAUGAAAGGUAUUUCAUAAACUUAAUACUAAUAGCUGCAAAAAAGUAAUACCAUUACAAAUGAUGGUAAAUUCUCUUUAUACCCUGUGCUUACUAAUAAUAAAUUUAUUUAGUAAGUUUAAUAGUAAUAGCAAUAAAAUAUAAUAUAAUCUCAAAAGUUUUUUAAGUAAAAUACUUCUAAUCAAAAUACUAACUCAAACGAAGGAUUUUCAAUAAGAAAAAAAGUGAUUUAAACUUACACUACGAAUUAAGCUAAGCAAAAUAUAAAAGCUUCCUAAAAUACUUAAAAUACUGAGGAAAUUUCAAGUAUAUCUUAACAAACUAAUGAAGAAGAAUUGAGUAUAGCACAAAAAAAUAUGAUAAAGUCAAUUACAAAAUUGGGUGAGGAAUUGCUGUUUGAUGAUAAUACAACUACAAGUGGAAUGAGAAUCAGCUCACCUAUGAAAUCAAUAGAAGAAGAAAAGAUGAAAGAGGAUUUAAGCUUUUUUAGUGAAGAAAAUAUAAAAUUAAAUACUGAACCUAAUUAUGUUCAUUAAAGAAAUGCUACUCAGCACGAAGAGCCAAUCUAUAAAGAUAAAAGCUACUCUCCUAACUUUCUAAGCAGAAGAAAUAAAAAAUUUUAUAGCCUUAAAAUCAUCAAAUCGUAAGUAAACUAAAAAAUCAAUGAAACUGACAUUCCUAACAAUGUUUAGCCUUAAUAAUCACUUUAUUUCUUUUCUUCUCAAUGUCAUCCUACAAAUUUUAAAAACUUGCCACAGCAAAAAAAUGAAAAUAGCAAUAGUAGUAAAUCAAUUGACAAAAAGAAGAUGCAUUUUGAAUCUCCAACAAGAUAUGAAAAAUUAUCUACAGAUUUAAAGCCUUCUAUUGUUAUCUCACCAGCAAUUAAAGGUCUAAAAAGUGAUACUAAACUAUCUAAACUUCCUUAAUCUCCAAUUUCUUAAAGAAGUAGUAAAAGCAUAGAGAAACUAAUAAGCUUAAACCAAGUAGAAGCUUCAUCAAAUUCAAAUUAUUCUUCUGAUUAGAAGCUUGAAUAACCACACUUACAUUCACAAGAGACUCUCAAAUAUUAAGUUAGUCAACCUGUUAAACAUUAACAAGAAAUAAUAGACUACUAAUCUACUGACAAGGAAUUAAAUGAAUACAGAAACAGUGUAACAAGCACUGAAUUUAGCUAUCCUAAAUAAAUAUAUAUAGUAAACAGACCUACAAAACUUUGCCCAAACGACUAAAGUUUAUCUCAAAAAAAUGAACUUUCACCCUUAUCUCCUAAAAAUAAAAUAAACUUAAAGAGCUAUGAAUACUAAACUUCUGAUGAAGCUUACUUUACAAACAUUUGUAAAGAAGAUUUAGCUUAAAAUGAUUAAUUCAAAAUAAUGUUGCAACCAAGCUCUGAUUUUCUUUUGAAGAAGCAAAAAGGUUACAAAGAAACCUUGAGAAAUUAUUAUAAUUUACAUAAGCAGCUGAAAAAAAGUGGUAAAUCAUCUACCUCUUUAAAAUUUGAAUAAAAACUAUUACCACUCUAACUUAAUUAAUGUAUUACACCUAAAUAAGAGUAUUUAGAAUAAACCUGUAGAAAUACAUAAAAAAACAGAAUUCAAAUCGCUCUAUCUAGUACCUCCAGAAAUAAUGCUAAAUCUAGUUCGCUUGAUUCAUUAAAUAACUUAACUUCCUUUUAAUUAGCAAAUUUUUCUACCAACCUAAAAAAACUAAAAAAAUAAAAUGAGAAUUAAAAAAAUAUACAUUUAGUACAAAAAGAGUAAUACACAGAUUCAAAUUACCCAUUAAGAAUAAGUAAAAUAAACAUUUUUAAGGAGGAGCCAAAUACCUAUCAAAAGCAAUCUAUUUCUUGA